UGAGGGGGACGCCUCACUUCAGUUUUCACUUUCUUUUUUUGCCCCCUCUCCCCUUUUCUUUUCCUUUGGCCGCGAGGUUUUACUUCCGGUGGCUAGCGCCGGUCAGCGAGAAAGUCGACAUGUUCUCGCAGGCUGCCAGGCGUCCCGGGGUUGCCUCUCGCCUGAGACCCUGACUGGAGACAGAGCGCGGACAGGCGUGGCGUCCCUGUCAGCGCCCGCGGCGAGGACCCCGGGGCCGGGGCGGACGGCGUGUCCCUGAGGGGGCUCCCUGCGGGAGCGCGGAGCCGGCGACUGGUGCUUCCCACGUGCGCAGGUGUCGCGAGGGCCGGGGAGGACGCAGAGCACGGCCAGGAGAAGCAUGGGAAGGAGGCCGAGCCGGGAUCUCAGGUCCUCGGGGGCGGCGGCCAAGCCAAGCACGGUUUUUGAGACAGUGUCCUUGAGUUCAGACUCUCUCUUCCAGAGGGCAGUUUCACUCCUCCAUACAUCUUACUUGGACUCUUCAUCUGAGCAUGGUUUUCAGUACAGUCAAGUGACUUUGGUGAAAAAUGACAUUUUCUUAAAUGAGUACAAAACUUUUUACCGACAAAAAAAAGCAAGUAACUAUACUCAGGAAGAACUUCAAGACACUUACGGGUUUCUUCUGUUUGAUACUGAAAAGGAGGCAAAAUUGGUAUGUCAGCGUGGACUCCGUGUUGGCAGCAGUGCUGUUACCACUCUGGGUGAUCCAGCCAAAGGUGUAUACAUUUCCAAAUACUCCGACUAUCUUCAUCCAAGACCAUGGUAUCAUGGGAAAUCUGGUUAUGUUGUAAUUUUUAAUAUAAUUAAGGGAAAAGUCAAGUCUGUGUCUGAGAAUUAUACAACUAACUAUACUAAGCCAUCUUCUGGCUAUGAUUGCCACGUGUCUGAAAAUACUAACAAGGUUUCUAACAAGACGAGUCAUUUUCGUGCCUUUGAACUGAGUCAGUAUUACUUUUACGAACUUUCAGGCAACACUGUUAUUGAGCGACCCAGACAGAUCUGUCCUUAUGUAAUUGUAGCUUUUCGAUACAGGGAACCUAAAACUAUGGCACCACCAGCUCAUAAAAGCAUACUUGAAUGCAGCGAAAAUGUUCUCAUGUCUCCAUGGAAAGGGAAAUUAAUUGUUCAAGACCGUAUGCUAUGUGAUAUAGCUCUUUGGUCCACUUACGGUGCAAUGAUUCCAACACAGCUACCACAAGAACUAGAUUUUAAAUAUGUAAUGAAAGUGUCUUCCUUGAAAAAACGACUACCAGAGGCUGCCUUUAGAAAACAGAAUUACUUGGAGCGGAAAGUCUGUUUUCAAGAUUUGUGCUUCAAUCUGUAUGAGGUAGAACUGUCAAACAGACAAGGGGAAAAUAUAGAUAAAUUAACAGAAUGUAUUAAAAACAAACAAUUGGCAAUCAUCAAAUGCUUAGAAGAUCGAGGGUUUUUCAUUUUACUUACGUCAUCAGCCUUACUAUCAGAACCAGAUUUUGGAGGCAAGCAGAUGGGUCUGCAUGGGUUACAUUUAUUUCAUUCACCCCUGUCAACAGGAGUAAAAGAUUUGAAAGUUGAAGAUGACAUCUCAAUGAAGCUGAUACCUAUUUUGCCUGCCCUUAAUUGUGCCCUGCUAGAAACAAAGAAAUCACUUCCUGAAGAAAGAAUCCAUCCAAACACAUUAGUAAAGCAUUUCCAAGAACUGUACAAGGCAGACAGAAGCCCUUCAUUGACUGUUGCUCCUCAGGAUAGAAUGAAAGACCCUACAUUCUUGGGGAAACUGCCCAGUGGUUUUGACUUGAUUCCUCCAGCUGAAAAGUGCCCUUCAGAGGCUUUAUCUCAGUUGAACUCUUAUUUUUCAGACCCCAGUGCUUACAUUUUGGAAGUGUCUACUGCUUUGGACUUGUUAGCAGAGCAUCCUCAGUCACCUUGUGUUUCAGACGGAAUUUGUGAUGCUGGAUUUUCUUUAGUUAUGACUCCAGAUCCUGAUUUUCCUGGCUCAGAGGCAGAAGUAAGAAAAGAAACUGAAACAAAAAAGGAUUCUGAAGAAAUGUUGAAAGCAAAGAAGAGAGUUGUGGUUCCAUUGAGUCCAGCAUCCAAUCUGAGAGUGCAGCCUAAGAGGAAGGCCAGCAUGCCACACGUGGUGCAGAGUAAAAAGGUGCACUUGUGCCACCCCUUUCCCAAAAGAACUGCUCCCAGAGCAGACAACAGCUCAGACUCUCCAACAACUCUUAAGUUAGUUAAAGGGCAGUUUCCUCAGAAAAGAAAAAGAGGUGCGGAAGUGCUGACUGCACAGUUUGUACAGAAAACCAAAUUGGAUAGGAAAAACCAAGAAGCUCCUAUUUCUAAAGAUGUUCCAGUGCCAACAAAUGCUAAAAGGGCAAGGAAACAAGAGAAAUCUCCAGUCAAAACUGUUCCAAAGGCUAAGCCACCUGUGAAGAAAUCUCCACAAAAACAAAGAGUAAAUAUAGUAAAAGGCAAUGAGAACCCCAGAAUCAGAAAGCAGCUACAACCUGUCAAAGGAGAAACUGCUUCAAAGCUUCAAUCAGAAAUUUCAAGAGAUGGUCAAGAAGAUGGGAUUAGCAUAAAUAGCGUUCAACCAGAAAAUACCACAGUGGCUCACAAUGAUCUUCCUGAAAACUCCAUUGUCAACUAUGACUCCCAGGCCCUAAAUAUGUUGGCCGAUCUAGCAUUAAGCUCUGCUACUUCUUCCACACCGGUAUCUGAGCCUAGAAAUCUUCGCUGUUCCUCUGAAUUGCCACAAAAUGAUGUUUUGCUCUCUAAAGAAAAUUCUUUGCGAGGUACAUCUGACCAUGAAUAUCACAGAGGAGUUAAAAGUCAAAAAGGCGAAUUACUCCCUAACCCAUCUUCUGAUAGGAAGAGUAAUGCUGAGUCAGACUUAAUUGUUAGCCAAGAUGAAGAAGGCUUGGUUCCAUGUAGUCAGGCCCCUGCUAAAGCCCAGUCAGCACUUACUGAGGAAAUGCUAGAAUCUUCAGAUGCAAGUCAAAGCUCUUCUGUUUCUGUGGAACAUUCUUAUGCCCUGCUCCUUAGAGAACAUUCAAAGAAAAAUCUACAGGAGAGAGAGAUACCAAGCCCUGUGUUUCCCAAGAAUGGGACAAAAAGCCCUGAAGCAGUAACCCCAGUGGGGAAAGUCAUGCCAUUUCGGCAUCAGCCUGGUCUUUUGCUUCAGCAAAAGCCUCCUGACGAGCCCAUGGUGAAGCCCAAGGAUAGACAAGCGUCUUCCCGUGUGAAAAAAUCUUCUUGCUCUCGUAUAGUAUUUAGCUGUGAUGACUCCGUUAAGAUCACUUUCAAAUGUGAAACAGAAUAUGCAUUCAGCUUAGAUAGCAAAUAUACCAACAACCCACUGGAGAAAACUGUAGUAAGAGCAUUACAUGGGCCCUGGAAUACUGAUUUGCCUGAUAAUGUGGAAGAAGUGAAGCUUUUACUUCAUAUGUGGGUAGCUCUGUUUUACAGCAAUCAGAACAAAGUCAUACGAUCUUCCCGAAAAGUUGUAGAACACAGCAACCCAGCAAAAUAUGUGUCUAUAAAUAGCACGUUAGAAUCUUGUGAGCUCAGUGAAAUUGAGGAGUGCCUUGGUUUGGAAAGAUGUUCUGCAGACCCUCUCUUGGAGACUAAUGAAAUUUCCAGGGCUCAUGCUGCUGAAGUGUCCUUCCGUGAUCCUAACUGCUUGCUUCCUUUCAUUAAAACACCACUUACCCAAGGCUUGGAACUCUGUGUACAGAAUGAACAGAAAAAAACUUCUGCAAGCAAGUGUCAUCCAGACACCCUAGAAAACCAGAAUUUCGUCUGUUCUUACAAUAAUGAGGUAAUUGGGGAAGAAGCUAAACAAGAAUCAUUAGAUAAACUGGAGACUUCUAAUCUUGUGCUUUCUUGUAUUGGAAGUACACGAACUAAUGGACCCUCUGUUCCUAAUGAAGAAGAAAUUGUUCAGCCACUGGAUAGCACAAGAGUGGCUUCUUACAGUGGCACUGUUACUCAAACCACAUUCACCAGGACUUAUGAUGGGACUGGUAGUCAGCCAGUGAUAUGUCAGAGCUCUGUGUGUAGCACCCUUGAAAACAAAGUGGAUGUUCCUGAUUCAGCAAUGCAAACAAAAACAGGUACUUUACAGGACCUUAUCCAACAUGGCAGCCCCAUAAACAAUGAAUGUCACCCUUCCUUGGAAAGAAAGGAUGAUAAUAUGGAGUGUGCAAUGAUUAAUCCAGCACCAGUUACUCUCAUCUUCGAAAAAAAUGCACAUGUACCAUUACAGACAGAAGCUGUAAAUACAGCUGAUGAACCUACAACCUUUAAUAAGGAGUUGAUUAAGCAAGUAUCACCUGCUGCAAGCCUUAGACAUCCUGUAUCCACCUCGGAAAAGGCACAAACACAAGGCCUGAGGGACAUUUCCUCUCUAGUAGUUGCAGGACAGAAAGGCUCUAAGAACCUUUGUGCCUCCUCAGUAGGUAGAGAGACACUUGAUAAAGAAGUGUGUUCAUUACAGAAAGAGAUGCCUCUUCCAGUCUCAUUACCGUCUGAUAAAGCAAUGGUAAUGGAGGCAUUAUCAUUAGUUAAAAGUUCUAGUUAUCUAUUACCAAGUGAAGAAGUGAGGUGCACUCAGAAUUUCCUUUCACAGACUCAGAGUCUCCUCAGCCUGUCUUCAGAAGGGCUUGUAGAACCGACACAGGUUGAAGUGGACUCAUCAUCAGCCUCUACUGCCUUGGGAAAGCAGUGUUCACUUAACUGCAUUUCAUCAGGAUGCCACACAUCAGGUGACUCUUUAGAACUGAGGAAGAAUGACAAGAAUGGUCCAAACACUGAAAAUAUGAAUUUUGAAGAGUUUGAUUCAGUAUUUAUCAAACAAAGAAGGCUGUCUGUGAGUAGAGAGGUCAGCCUAGAGUUAUCAGAGGAAGAUUCUGACAUUGACUUAGCUCUAACAAUAUCACCACCUACAAGUCCCAGAGAAGAAAUGCCAGCUGGUGAAAUAGAGCAAUUUGAAGAGGCCCCAUUUUCAAAUUUAGAACUUCAAGAUGUAGCUGAGGAAAUAGGUGAACCAGAAGAGGUGGCUGUCACAGAAAGCAGAGAAGUGAAUUCUGUUGACAGUGUGUCAGUAUAUCCCACAGUGUCAGAAGAACCAGUAGAAAAUAAGGAGAGAAAGGGGGAUAAUUUACAACCAGUUACUGUAAUACUUUCUAAAGAAAAUUGCACACUUGAGAUUGCAGAGGAAAUUAAUGUGACCUCUGAUUUUCCCUUUGAUUCUGUAAUUGAGGAAGUAUCACCAGCUUCUAGUCCUGAACCUCCAGUACCAGUUAAAGAGACACGACCAUAUCAGGCUGUGACUCCGUGCGUUUUAAAACUUCAUGGUACACAGUGUGAGAAGAGCAACCGAAUCUCCCAGCGUGUGUCAGAAGACUUAGGCAUAACAGAAAAAGAAAAUUUUUUUGUUGGUCCUACCCAUCCAGUGGGGCAAGAUAACUUUACCCAGGUACAACAAAUGCAGGUCUCUGCUGAAAUGCCUCUAAUAUUAACUGAUCAUCCAGGAAGAACAGGUAGACCAACCCUUCCUGGUAAAGUAACUGAGGAAAUUGUCUCAAGUGAGCAUGAUGAGGGUUUAUCUUUCUCAGGAAAGGUGCAGUGCUAUGGUAGGGAGUUAAACCAGCCUGCCUCAGCUGCCGAAUACACAGGUGACUUCAGUCCUUCUCCCGAAAAACUGGUAAAAUCAGGAAAUCCAUUGCAGCCAAUUAGAGUAGAAAACAGAAAUUUGGACUUAAAACAUCUUGUCUUGGAGUCCAGUGAACCUCCAUUUAGUCCUAGAAAUGUUACCGAAAAUAUGUCUUUGUCUGACACAUUGGUUUCCACAGCUGCACCAAGUGGUGUAGUAAAACAGCAGACUAGCCCUAAAAGCAGUCGGAACAGUCUCUUUACCAGUGAUUUGAAAACAGAUGAAGGCAUUUAUCUGCAGGUGAAGUCCUUGACAACUGCCUCAGUUGAUGGAGCUUAUUCUACACAGGAAUGCACGUGCUCAGUGGUCCCCACACUUUGUUCUUCCUCAGACAGUGCCACAUUAACCCAUUAUGUAAGACCAAUAAAUGCAGAGCCAGCAUUUCAGGCACAGGAAAUACCAGCAGUCAGGAUGGCCAGUUUGCUUAAGAAUGGUGAAACUGAAGCUGAGUUACAUAAAGAAAUCACAGGUCUAGGCACUGCUGGCCCUCAGUCCAACACCAAAUCUUCUCUAAAAGGCGAACGCAAAGCCAUCCACACGCUGCAAGAUGUGUCAACAUGUGAAACAAAGGAGCUGUUGAAUGUUGGGGUUUCCUCCCUCUGUGCUAGUCCCUACCAAAAUACAGCAGACACCAGGGAAAAUCUCAGUAAAGAGCCUUUGGCCUCCUUUGUUUCAGAAUCCUUUGAUACUUCUGUUUGUGGAAUAUCCACAGAGCACAUAGAAAUUGAGAACAGUGGGGAGGGGCUCAGGGCUCAGGCUGGUUCUGAAACCCUAGGCAGAGAUACAGAGGUCAGUGGGAAUUCCGACAUGCACUAUGAACUGCUUUCUGGAGAUUCUGAUCUAGACCUGCUUGGUGAUUGUAGAAAUCCCAAAUGCGAUUUGGAGGAUUCUUGUACUCUAAGAGGUAGUUACACCAGGAAAAAAGAAGAUGUUCCCACAGAUGGCUGUGAGUCAUCGUUGAACUUCCGCAACAACCAAGGGGACUGGGGCUGCUCUAGCCAGGUUCCAGGCAUGGAGAUGAGCCUCCCUCCCGGGCACUGGACCACUAGGGUAAAGAAAGAAGAGAAGUGUGUGCCGCCUUACGUCCAAAUCCGAGAUCUCCACGGGAUCCUCAGGACUUACGCCAACUUCUCUGUAACAAAAGAGCUCAAAGACACCAUGAGAACUUCACACAGCCUGAGGAGGCACCCGAGUUUCACUGCAAACUGUGACCUGCCCAGCUCCUGGACAAGCACUUGGCAGGUGGCAGACGACCUCACCCAGAACACUUUGGACCUGGAGUAUCUGCGUUUUGCACAUAAGCUAAAACAGACCAUAAAGAAUGGGGAUUCUCAGCAUUCUGCCUCCUCCGCCAGUGUCUUUCCAAAGGAGUUACCGACCCAGAUGUCCAUUGGUGCUUUCCCUUUGACAACAAUAUCUGAGGCCUCCAUUCUGCAUCCUGCACCUAGGAGCAGAAGCCCCCUUCUGGUAACAGUUGUGGAGUCAGAUCCCAGACCACAGGGGCAGCCCAGGAGAGGCUACACAGCCAGCAAUCUGGACAACUCUUCCUCUUGGAGAGAGAGGGGUAGUCAUAAUAGAGAUCUUACAAAUUCUCAAAGAAAUCAGACUGUUUCAUUCCACCUUAACAAACUGAAAUACAACAGUACUUUGAAGGAAUCUCGGAAUGAUAUCUCACUUAUUCUCAAUGAGUAUGCCGAAUUCAACAAGGUGAUGAAGAAUAGCAACCAAGUCAUUUUCCAAGACAAAGAGCUAAAUGAUGCUUCUGGAGAAGCCACUGCUCAAGUGAUGUAUCUGCCUUUCCCAGGACGGUCGAUCUCCUUUGAAGACAUAAUCAUAGACUUGUGCACCAAUUUGCACAUCAAACUAAGAAGUGUUGUGAAAGAGGCUUGUAAAAGUACCUUCCUGUUCUACCUUGUCGAAACAGAAGACAAAUCAUUCUUUGUAAGAACAAAGAACCUUCUGAGGAAAGGAGGCCAUACAGAAAUUGAACCUCAGCACUUCUGUCAAGCUUUCCACAGAGAGGAUGAUACACUAAUCAUCAUCAUCAGAAAUGAAGAUAUAUCAUCACAUUUGCAUCAGAUUCCUUCUUUGCUGAAGCUGAAGCAUUUCCCCAGUGUCAUCUUUGCUGGAGUAGACAGCCCUGGAGAUGUUCUUGAUCACACCUACCAAGAACUGUUUCGUGCAGGAGGCUUUGUGAUAACAGAUGACAAGAUAUUAGAAGCCGUAACAUUAGUCCAACUGAAGGAAAUUAUCAAAAUCCUGGAAAAACUAAAUGGAAAUGGAAAAUGGAAGUGGUUGCUUCACUACAGGGAAAAUAAAAAGCUAAAAGAAGAUGAAAGAGUCGAUUCAACUGCACAUAAAAAGAACAUAAUGUUGAAGUCAUUUCAGAGUGCAAAUAUCAUUGAAUUGCUUCAUUAUCACCAGUGUGACUCUCGAUCAUCAACAAAAGCAGAAAUUUUGAAAUGUUUGCUAAACCUGCAAAUUCAGCAUAUUGAAGCCAGGUUUGCUGUCUUCCUAACAGACAAGCCUACUAUCCCCAGAGAAAUCUUUGAAAAUAGUGGAAUCCUUGUUACAGAUGUAAAUAACUUUAUAGAAAACAUAGAAAAAGUAGCAGCUCCAUUUAGGACUAGCUAUUGGUGACUCAACUACAGCCUGCCUGGAUAUGGAUGAUGCCAAUAGAAAAUUAGUAUUUUCCCUUUGGAAAACUUGUGAACAUGUGAAUACACAUGUGAACGUCUUAUAUUUGAAAAAAUCAAUGUUCUACAACCUGGAAAGUUUUCAUUUUCUGUAUUUUGCUGAAAUAUGUCACAGUGGCAUUGUAGUUGUCUGUUAUCUUUGGGUUGCAGUGCUAGAUACUGUUUUAAAUUAUUUUCAUUUUAAACAAGAUGCCUUCUAAGCUAUUGAGCUUAAUAUUAAAAAUAAGAAUUCUACAACAUGUUUACUUAGUUGGAGCAAAAAUAAGUCUAUUUUAACAAAUAGCUUUGUUUUUGCAUGCCUAAUGUCAGAAAGGCCCAUGAUGCACAUUAUGCUCUGUUUUAAAGGUUUUACCAUCCUUGUAAAAACUAUAAUCUUAAAUGGUUUUAUUUGCUGUUAUACAAACAACACUACAUAAACUUAAAACAUUUUUUCCUAAAUGGUACAAAUUUAUAAACUAUCAUUUUUCACUUACGGUAUCUGUAAAUACUACACUACAAAAAUCAGCUUUCUGAGAAAGAAAUAAUCAUUUAUUUAUGAUAUUGAAAAUUUCUACAGUAAAAACUCAAAACCACGCAAAAAACAUUUGUAAGAUACAUGGUAUCUAUUUGGAGCAAAGGCUUUUUUGUAACUAAUUUGUUUCCUUUUUUAAAUAAAGAGAACUAAAAAUCAUCUCUUUCUGCAAUGAUUUUUAUAGCAGAAAUUGACUCAUCUGGAGUGCUCUAGCAAUUUUUAGGCCACUUAGCAGAACAGUAAGCUUCCACAGGAAACCUACACUUCUGUCCUUUGGGCCUGGCCUGUUCUGUUCUGUUUCUGGGUUCUUUCCCUCCCAAAGUCAAGUACACUGAGUAACAGGUUAAAGAAUGGCAAUUUCACCUGGCCUUUACAGGGAAGCUUCUUUCAGAAGUCAUUAAGUCGGUUUUUAUUAUUCCUAAACAAAAGAGCUUUAUUUUCUCCUGAGUAGGUUUUAGAGUUUUAAUUGUUGACAGUUUUUCAGUUACUAAUAGAACCGCAAUCAUUUCAUUUCAUUUUUCCAAGGACAGGAAUCUAUUAAGGGAACCAUUAACUAUUCAGUACAGUGAAUUACUGCCAAAUUACUAAGGAAAAGGAAAGUGAGCAGUUAUAAGCUGCCAAACACCUAUCUGCCUGAAAUACGCACCUUUCAGGUUGGACCUAGUAACACUCACCUCCCCUUGCUGAAAAGCUUUCCAACACCCACGAGGCCAUCUUUCUCAGUUUCCAUGCUACGUUUUCUGCAACUCUACUAAUAACCAAACCAUAUCAUGUGUUAGCCAAACUGAGUCAUCCCAGUAACUACUAUUAUCAUCUUUGUCUCCACUGGCCUGGCACACAAGGUAUUCAGUAAAUACGCUGAAUGAAGAAUAUGAAGAUGUGUUUUUUCCUUUUCACUUAUUACUAACCCAACUUGGGCCUUUGCCUGCAUGGGAAGAGAAAAAGUCUUGCUGGAACUAGAUAAUUUUAUCAUACAUGUAAAGCAGUGGUUUUCAACAACAUCUGGAGACAUUUUCGGUUUUCAUUCCAGGAUGGUGCUAUUGGCAUCUAGUGUGUGGAGGCCAGGGAUGCUGCUACAAUCAAUUCUACAAUGCUAAGGCUGGUCCCUUCAGCAGAGAAUGAUCCAGCGCAAAACAUCAGCUGUGGGAAGUCAAGAAGCUCUACCAUUUUGGCAAUCUAAACAAUCUACAUCACCACCCUAGUUCCUUUAACACAUCAUCUACCUUAGUCUGUGUCCUUCAUACUCUGAACAGUCUUUAUCUGUGGUAAACAACAGCAUCUGCAGUGAGGCUCAUCACUGUCAGGGGAAAAGGCCUUAUGUGUAAACACUUCAUCAUUUCAAUUACACGAAAACUAUUAGAGCACCUAUUCUACCUGACAAUUCACUUACUCCCUUACAAUUGCUGCUAUAAGCAAAAUGAUUGAACACUGUAUUUUUUCUGCAUAAAGAUUAUCAGUCUAGUAAUUGUGUUGAGUCAAGAAUAAAAUGAGGUCUACUCACAGGGAAGCCAGAUGACAGGAGCUGCUGUGAUCCAUCCAGAUCAGAAGACACCCACGCUUUCCACUGCUGAGCACCUUCUGACUGGCAUUGACUCCAGUGCUACUAAAGGAAGCACAGCAGCUGUGACCCUUGCAAUCAGGACACACAGACCAACACUGGGCAGUAGUUUCCACAAUUUGGUUUUAUUUUGCAGUACAGAAAUCAUUUGGAGCCAUUUUGAGACAGAAGUAGAGGCUCUGUCAAGUCAAUACUGCAUUGCAGCUUGGUCCACUGAAGAAGCCACGCCUGAGAUAUAAAAGAUGCUCUACACUUUACCCGCUUUAUGUUUGCUUCCUCUCCCCUUUUCCCUCAUCAACUUUAUUAGGUUAAAACACCACAUACAGGCUUUCUCCAAAUGACUCCCUAUGUCUGGGGUUUGGUUAGAAUUUUAUGCCCACAUAAACCAAACUUGUGGCUAUGCUAUUUGGGCCCUGCCAUAACAUUUGACAUAAUACAAAAUAUAAAGUCAUAGGGAAAACUUCUGGAUGCCGUCCCAAACCGUGGAUUAUUCAAUUUAGAAUCUCCUGAACCUCAAGAGGGUAGAUAGCACACAACCUGUAUGGAUCCAGCUCUUGAGAAGCAGAAGCACACAGCUACACUGAUUAAAAGAUACAAAUACUGUCUCAAGUUUUCUGUAUUGGUAUCCCAACGUUUGUUUAAAACUGAUCCUUCACUAGGGGGAAAAAAAAAAA
This is a messenger RNA of Chlorocebus sabaeus (green monkey), 11155 nucleotides long. It is a transcript of the gene TASOR2, whose product is annotated as transcription activation suppressor family member 2. NCBI's taxonomy places the organism in Eukaryota, Metazoa, Chordata, Mammalia, Primates, Cercopithecidae. The record is from RefSeq and is a predicted model, not a curated record. Gene Ontology annotation, biological process: negative regulation of gene expression, epigenetic. Gene Ontology annotation, cellular component: nucleoplasm.